Desarmillaria tabescens is the source of this 1914-nucleotide messenger RNA. RefSeq lists its product as uncharacterized. The annotation marks the transcript as partial. The transcript has 8 exons. The record is from RefSeq and is a predicted model, not a curated record. NCBI's taxonomy places the organism in Eukaryota, Fungi, Basidiomycota, Agaricomycetes, Agaricales, Physalacriaceae.
GGAGUGGAUAAAGGGAUAUCCAGUCAGCUUGCUGACCAGUCGUUGAGACUGCAACCACAUAAAGGUGCUCGCACUUGCUGUGUUCUCAGUGUUUGCUGUAACGUACGAACGUAUAUGAAGGAUCUCGUUAAAUCUGCCUCGACAUGGGAGUGUAAUCUAGGCAAAAUUGUUGGCAAAUCACCCGUCAAGUAUUCUGAUGGCUCUCGGAAACACAUGGAUAUGCAGUCUCAGUUUGAAGCAGGACAAGAGGAUGGAGACCAGUUCCAGAGCCUCACUGAUCUCAAGUGGGGAGAAUUCAAGUUGCUGGGAUUUGGAGGACUGGGUCAAGAAAAGCUGCAGUUUGAUUUGAACGAGAGUGCCAGAACAGCACAGAGCACAAAACGGCAAAUGCUCAGCUGGAACGACUUCUCAUCAAUAGGAUUCACAAGAUCAGAUAUAACGCCUUUUACUGAAUAUGCCAAGAAGCUGAAAGAGGCCGCAAAACAUAUACCAGCAUUUGGAUGGGAUACAGAAUCUGCUGCCAUAUCAGAGAUUGGCAAGGCUGAACGAGAAUGUAACUGGGCCCUGAUUGAGUUUCAAUCAGACACUCUGCUUCUGUUGGAAGAAUUUGUUCCCCUCGAAUAUCACCAGCAGAUGAGCUCCUCGUCUUCUGGAUCAAGCCGACGAUGUCUUCCAUCACUAUUUUCACCUACUUCAACAUCACCAAAUAUGACAACCCAGUCGAAGAAAGACAAGACUGAGCAGUCAAAGUCCAAGGUGCUGAGCCCAAAGGCUUCAUUCAGAGAGGUCGAGUUUGAGGGCCUGUUAAGAGGUGAUGGCAACUGGAAGAUGAAAGUGAUCACUCUUGGAUCGAAGGAAACGCAUACUACAAUGAUCGGCUCUCCAACUGAAGUCGAACCUCCUCCCAUCACCAUCGGGGGUACACCCCCAAAUAGGUGCCAGUUUUGUUUAGGUGGUUCAGGGACUCCUACAAACGAUGGCUCUGUUAUGGGACAAAAAUUGCUUAUUGAUGGCCUUCCUCCUGCUGAGUACAGCAGCAUGGAUUUUGAAACGCGUCUGGCGAGCCUCAAUGGGGAAGACGUGUAUGAGGAUUACCUGCCUGUUGAUGGCAUUCUGAAGAAAUGUGGGUUGCUGAUGACGUGUGGGUGGACAUCUUGGUGGGGAGUUGAGAACGGGGCAUGGCUGGCCAGGAUGCAGAAGGCACUUAAGGGUGUGAGGAAGAUGAGCCAGAGCCCAGAGAGUCAACAAAUGGAGAAGGUUCCUGUAAGGGAUGAAGAGGAGGAGUCGAUUGAAGUUGAGAGGGUUCCCUCAAGGCUGGCUAUGAAUGACUUUGUCAACAAUCCUUGGCAUCCACAGUGCUAUGAUGACUGGCUGGAUUGCAAUGCAGAUGGCCCUUCAAUGACUGAACAGUCAAUCCAGUCGCUCCAUUAUGAUCAACACAAGUCUGAGGAUGAUGAACCAGAGCCAGUGGUGGAGGCAGAGGAGGAGAAAGAGGAAUCGCCACCCCAACCUGACCCCCAAGCUAGGUUUGGACAUGACAGCGAUUCCGAAGACGAACUCUUGGGGCCAGGCAUUCAGCUGCUUCCCAGAGUUCUGCCCAUUAUCAACCUUGAUGACCAGCCUUCACCCUCAACUGUGCCAUUGAAGGUUCCCAACAAGACUGCUGCACUGAUUGAGAUAUACCAAGAGUGGGAGCAUAAUAGCACCUCACAGGCUACUCCAAGAGUAUUGCUUAUGCCCAAGAUUGUUAUGAUACUGGCACAGGAGGAGGCAGAAGAGGGGGAGGAAGAGGUUGUACCACCACCACUACCAUGUAUAUCUGUGAUUGACAAAGAUCAGGGCCAUGCAAGUCUGGGGUGGUAUGUGCAUGGCACCCCAUUGCAUAAUGUAUUGGAGGAGGAAGAGGAAGAGUAG